Alternaria alternata is the source of this 1324-nucleotide messenger RNA. RefSeq lists its product as hypothetical. Lineage: Eukaryota; Fungi; Ascomycota; Dothideomycetes; Pleosporales; Pleosporaceae. The record is from RefSeq and is a predicted model, not a curated record. The transcript has 2 exons. Bases 344 to 1240 code for a protein of 298 amino acids.
GCGUCUUCGAGUUCUCGACCCCUCCAACCCCAGACCUUACGGGAGUCUUUUGCAUCAGCCUAUACGUAUGCUCCUCUACUCUGCGCCACCGUGGUCAUCUAUUUUCACGCCAUGUCGCGCGUUGCAAGAGCGAACAGAAGCGCCGGCCGUCGGUCUCCGCCUUCUGCAUCGCUGUGCCGCAAUCUAAUCCCGGACCCAAAGUAAAAGGCUCAACGUGUCAAAGUAGGCCGCUGAGAUUACCACAAUCCCGAGAUACUCUGGAAAUCAGCUCAGUGCUCUCUGCGAAUACCCUGACGUGUUUUGAAAUCUUCUUCACUCUCGUUACGCAAGCAAGCAAGCAAACAUGCGCGCCUUCUUCCUCCGAAACCUGCGACGCAAAAAGACCGAGCCGACCACUACGAUCGCACCGAACCAAGACAGCGAACCAAUGCCGAGACCUGUACUGCCGAGAAGCUCACCUCUUGGUCAAAAGCAGUCUGUGCUAUUCGGAAAGUUGUCGGCUGAAAUGCGACUCUUGAUCUACGAGAAGGUGCUCGCUGAGCCGCAGUGUUUGUUGCACUUCUUACAUGUUACUCCUACCAAAGGACGACCUGCCAAGCUAGGGCACUGGCGUUGUGAGGAUGCAGCCAGUCCAUAUCUCACCUGGCAGCAUGUCUGUUUUGGGGUUUGGAAUGAGGGGAGCACGCGCUGGUACCGCCCCGCAUCAACCACCAAUGGCGACCUUAUAUCUAUGCUCAUCGCAUGUCGUUUAAUGUACUGUGAAGCUGUGGAAAUCUUGUACAAGGCGAAUCAGUUCAGCUUUAGAGGUGCUACAGGAGUGAUGAGCUUUCGUACGCUCAUAGCCCCAGACAGUUGGCACAUGCUGCGCUACGUAAACGUAUCAACGAAUAUUUUGACACCGAUGAGGCGUUUCAUGACAUCCCGAGGCAGCUUUCCGAAAGAAAGUUAUCUUGAUUGGAAAGACGCUUGUUGCGCUCUAGCGAGUCUCGAUCAACUGCGCUUGCUUCGGAUCGAGAUGACUAUAUGGGACCAGUUCCAGUAUCAUGAUGCCGAUGUCGGUACGCCAGAUGAUGAGUCACUGAUCUUCAUCUUCGAGGCAUUGAAGCAAGUGCGUGCGCAAGUCUAUGAGGUCCAACUCAACAUCACCUUACCCGUACAGGUCUUGGAUGCACUUGGAGACGUUCCAUUCGAAAUAUCGCCGCUUAAGAAACUAUAUGACAGGGAAACUUUUCCUUUGUGAAACAAGGACUUCUGUCAACGCGCCAUAGGCAUCAUGUACAUCAUGAUCAAUUUCAAGCCACACCUGCCCUCUUUACUAUUCGGC